AGGAGGGCGGUGCUGGGGGCACAGAGCUGGUGAGUCAGCUGCUGGCCAGCCGGGGGCAGGGCCCAUCAGAUGGGGAGGAUCCCUCACACCGCCCCCCCCAAACUCUCAGAGGGAAGGGAGCCGCCAGGACCCCUUCAAGGUCUUCAGUGGGCGUUUUUAAUGCUUCCUUUUCAAAGUGUCCAAAUCAGAAGUGACAGGGGUCCCCAGGGAGCCCCUGAGGUUCCCCCUAAGUGACCUGCCGCCAGCACAAGCCUUGGCCUCUUGCUGGCUCGGCCAAGGGCCCCAGCAUCCAGGGCCGACCAGAGACCAUGGUUUCCUCUGAGAGGCCUGUCCACCCUGGAAAGAGCAACGAAAAUCCCUCCUGGCGGCUCUCUGGAGCCACAGGGAGUGGUGUCUUCGCGCUCCGCCCUCCACCCCCCGAAAUGUUUCUGUUUCUAAUCCGAGCCUGGGCAGGAAUGUGGCUGUGCAGCCAGGCUCCAGGGAGCUAUUCUGGGGCUCCUCUGGCUCCCCCCGGCUUUGGCCAGUGGGUCACCCCUGGUCCUGGCUGCUGAGGGCCUCCGUUCCCGAUUCUCUCACCACCCCUUCCCCACCUCCUGCCAAAAAAAAAAAAAGUCAGUGUAAAACAGAGGGCCUGAGGGCUAAAUUUAAACCGUCCCAAAGUCUGAAUCCUUGGCUGAGUCACCCGUAAAGCUGCCCUGGCCUCCUGCCUCCCCUUCCCAGGCCUCACCCCUUUUUCUCCCCUCCCAGCUCCAGAGCUUGGGAGGGGUGUUACCAGAUCACUCUGAACCUCAAUUGGUCCCCUCCGGGGAAUGGGAGGGCUCAUCUCUGGCACGGGUCACACCUGUGCUGGGCCUUUUUUGUGGGGGCGGGGGGAGAGUUGGAGGGUUGAGAUUCUCCACCGCCUACCACCUCACGUUGGAGCUUUCCAAGGGGCCCGGGGAGGCGGGAGUAGGGGGGGCCCUGGGUUGUGAGGGGUUAAGGCCGGGAGGCUGGAGGGGGCCGGCCCGAGGGGUGGGGAGAAAGGGAGGAGGCCCUCGCAGCCAGCGGAGAGAAGUGGCCAGAGAGGCCCAGGGGACAGCCAGGGACAGGCAGACAUGCGGCCGGGGCCUCCACAGGGCCCUUCAGGCCCCACGAUGGGAGGACCCUGAGCCCCGGGCCCGGGGAGGGGGCCAUGGUGCUGCCUGCCCGACAUGUCAGCCGAGGUGCGGCUGAGGCGGCUCCAGCAGCUGGUGCUGGACCCCGGCUUCCUGGGGCUGGAGCCCCUGCUCGACCUUCUCCUGGGCGUCCACCAGGAGCUGGGUGCCUCCGACCUGGCCCAGGACAAGUAUGUGGCCGACUUCUUGGAGUGGGUGGAGCCCAUCGCGGCGAGGCUUAAGGAGGUCCGACUGCAGAGGGAGGACUUCGAGAUUUUGAAGGUGAUCGGACGCGGGGCGUUCAGCGAGGUGGCGGUGGUGAAGAUGAAGCAGACGGGCCAGGUGUACGCUAUGAAGAUCAUGAAUAAGUGGGACAUGCUGAAGAGAGGCGAGGUGUCGUGCUUCCGCGAAGAGAGGGACGUGUUGGUGAACGGGGACCAGCGUUGGAUCACGCAGCUGCACUUCGCCUUCCAGGACGAGAACUACCUGUACCUUGUCAUGGAGUACUACGUGGGCGGGGACCUGCUAACGCUGCUGAGCAAGUUUGGGGAGCGGAUCCCGGCCGAGAUGGCGCGCUUCUACCUGGCCGAGAUUGUCAUGGCCAUAGACUCGGUGCACCGGCUGGGCUACGUGCACAGGGACAUCAAACCGGACAACAUCCUGCUGGACCGCUGCGGCCAUAUCCGCCUGGCCGACUUCGGCUCCUGCCUCAAGUUGCGGUCGGAUGGAACGGUGCGGUCGCUGGUGGCUGUGGGCACUCCGGACUACUUGUCUCCCGAGAUCCUGCAGGCGGUGGGCGGCGGGCCGGGGACUGGCAGCUACGGGCCCGAGUGUGACUGGUGGGCGCUGGGCGUGUUCGCCUAUGAAAUGUUCUACGGGCAGACGCCCUUCUACGCCGACUCCACGGCCGAGACCUACGGCAAGAUCGUGCACUACAGGGAGCACCUCUGUCUCCCGCUGGCCGACACAGGAGUCCCCGAGGAGGCUCGCGACCUCAUCCAGCAGCUGCUGUGUCCCCCGGAGGUGCGCCUGGGCCGGAACGGAGCAGGGGAUUUCCGGAAGCAUCCUUUCUUCUUUGGCCUUGAAUGGGACAGCCUCCGAGACAGCGUUCCCCCUUUCACGCCAGAUUUCGAGGGUGCCACGGACACGUGCAACUUCGAUAUGGUGGAGGACGGGCUCACUGCCAUGGUGAGCGGGGGCGGGGUAGGUACCUGCGACCCCAGCUCUGCAGAAGGUACCCCGCACCUCCGCCAUAACACUGAGGAGACGCUGUCGGACAUGCAGGAAGGCAUGCCGCUGGGCGUCCACCUACCUUUCGUGGGCUACUCCUACUCCUGCAUGGCCCUCAGGGACGAUGAGACCCCGGGCUCCACACCCAUGGAACUGGAGGCCGAGCCAUUGCCUGAGCCCAGCCUGGAACCCACAGUGCCCCCACCAGAGGGAGCGGUUGAAGCGGCAGUUCCGGAGACCAUUCCGGAGGCGGUGGCAGAGCCGGAGGUGACGCUGCGGGAGCUCCAGGAGGCCCUGGAGGAGGAGGUGCUGACCCGGCAGAGCCUGAGCCAGGAGCUAGCGGCCAUCCAUAAGGCCAACCAGAACUUCGCCAGUCAACUCCGUGAGGCCCAGGCUCGGAACCGCGACCUGGAGGCGCACGUCCGGCAGCUGCAGGAGCGGAUGGAGUUGCUUCAGGCAGGGGGAGCCGCAGCUGUCACGGGGGUCCCCAGUCCCCGGGCUACGGAUCCACCUUCCCAUCUAGAUGGCCCCCCGGCCGUGGCUCUGGGCCAAUGCCCGCUGGUGGGGCCAGGCCCCAUGCACCGCCGCCACCUGCUGCUCCCUGCCAGGGUCCCUAGGCCUGACCUAUCGGAGGCGCGUUCCUUGCUCCUGUUCGCCGCUGCUCUGGCUGUUGCCGCCGCCCUGGGCUGCAUUGGGUUGGUGGCCUGCGCCGGCCAUCUCACCGCAGUCUGACCCCGCCCGGGAGCCGCCUUCUCCGCCUGAACCCUAGAACCCGAGCCUGUCCUACACUCGGGCUCUGCUGGAGGGUUGGGUUACCGAGGCAGGGCCCAGAAGCCCCUCCCAUCGCUUCCCAGUUCACAGCACUCCGAGCGUGGGUCUCCGCCCCAGCUUCAGCCCCGUGAUCCGGGCCCGCCCCCUGGCGGCCGGGGAGGGAGGAGCCGGGGCUGCGGCUCCAGGGAGGCUUGUAGCGGGGAGUGCUGCUGCUGCUGCUGCUGCUGCUGCUGGGGGGUGGGGAUCGCGGACCUCUUCCGCCUGCCUAGCUGAGGCCCCCGACGUGGAUGGGCAAGCUGCGACCUAGAUAAGGCAGCAGGGCCAGGGCUCAUCUGUUUCUCACCCUCCAGGCACCCCCACCCACAUUGGCUCGCAAACCACAAAUCCUCCUUGUGCAUGAGGCCCCGCCCCCUCAGGAAGGCUCUCUUUCCGCAGCGAAAGUCUAGCGCGAGCUCCGCCUGCUUUCUUGGGAAUCUUUGUUUUUGACAGCCCCGCUUUUUCGGGGAUUCUCGCGCCCUCCUCACGUGCGCUGCUCUCGGAGUCCAGCCGGCUCCGUCCGCCUCGGCAGUUUGGGUAUUUAUUGACCUUUUCUCUGACCCGCUGACAGGCUCCAGGACCCCAGCACCCUAAUCCACGUUUUGGAUGCACUGAGACCCCGACAUUCCUCGAUAUUUAUUGUCUUUCCCCACCUAGGACCCCCACCCCCGAUCCUCGCGAAUAAAAGGUCCUCCCGUCUGCCCAAAA
Messenger RNA from Cervus elaphus (red deer), 3878 nucleotides. RefSeq names its product DM1 protein kinase (gene DMPK). The record is from RefSeq and is a predicted model, not a curated record. The transcript is spliced from 15 exons. Bases 1191 to 3095 code for a protein of 634 amino acids. Gene Ontology annotation, biological process: peptidyl-threonine phosphorylation; actomyosin structure organization. Lineage: Eukaryota; Metazoa; Chordata; Mammalia; Artiodactyla; Cervidae. Gene Ontology annotation, molecular function: protein serine/threonine kinase activity; ATP binding. Gene Ontology annotation, cellular component: cytoplasm; cytoskeleton.